Eimeria mitis is the source of this 3159-nucleotide messenger RNA. RefSeq lists its product as uncharacterized. NCBI's taxonomy places the organism in Eukaryota, Apicomplexa, Conoidasida, Eucoccidiorida, Eimeriidae. The record is from RefSeq and is a predicted model, not a curated record. The coding region runs from base 1 to 3159 and encodes 1052 amino acids. The transcript has 2 exons.
AUGGCAGAUGAAGCAGCAGCACUUGCUGCUGCUGAUGCUGCAGCAGGAUAUGCAUAUAGAGAUCCAGCAGCAGCAGCAGCAGCAGCAGGAGCAGGAGAAGCAGCAGCAGCAGCAGAAGCAGCAGCAGCAGCAAAUGCUCAUCCUUACUAUUGGAGGCCCCCCCGCAGCUUCAGCAGCAGCAGCAGAAGCAGCAGCAGCAGCAGCAGUUUGCUGCUAAAGAAUUCUGCUGUUGCUGCUGUUGCUGCUCUUGCUGCUGCUGCUGCUGUUAUUUUUUUUGUUUCUUUUUGCUUCAAAAAAAUAAAAAACAAAAAAAAAGGAAACGAAGCAAGACGGCUGGCGCAUAGACAAACAAAAGACAAAGCAGCAGCAGCAGCAGCAGCAGCAGCAGCAGCAGCAGCAGCAGAUGAUGAUGAUGAUGAUGAGGAUAGUUGUGCCCCUGACGUUGCUGCUGUAAUGGACGUAGAAGCAGCAGCAGCAGCAGCAGCAGAAGCAGAAGCAGAAGCAGCAGCAGCAGCAGCAGAAGCAGCAGCAGCAGCAGCAGCAGCAGCAGCAGCAGCAUCAUCAUCAGAAGACGAAGAAGAAGAGGAAGCAGAGACCAGCACAGGAGAAGAGACAGACACAGACACAGAAACAGCAGCAGCAGCAGCAGCAGCAGCAGCAGCAGCAGAAGCACCAGCAGCAGCAGCAGCAGCAACAGCAGCAGCACCGCUGCAGUUCAAAUUCCCAAAUUUAUUUUCUUUGCUGCAGCACGAUGACACCCAGAAAGAAAAAAGAAAAAGAGAAAGAGAAAGAGAAAGAGGAGAAAGAAUAGAAGAUGAAGAAGCAGCAGCAGCAGCAGCAGCAGCAGCAGCAGCAGAAGCAGCAGCAGCAGCAGCAGCAGCAACGCCUCUUCCUUACCUAGAGCUGCCUACACUGGGACAGAUGCAUACGCUGGAUCCUCGUUUGCUGCUGCAGCAGCAGCAGCUACAGCUGCUGCAGCAGCAGCAGCUGCAGCAGCUGCAACAGCAGCAGAAGCAGCAGCAGCAGCAGCAGAAGCAGCUGCAGCAGCAGCAGAAGCAGCUGCAGCAGAAGCAGCAGAGGCAGCAGCAGCAGAAGCAGCAGCUGCUGCAGCAGCUGCAGCACCAACAGCAACAGCAGCAACAGCAGCUGCUGCAGCUCCAGCAGCAGCAGCAGCUGUACAUCCGGAUGCUGCAGCAGCAGCAGCAACCGCAGCAGCAGCAGGAGCAGAUUCUUCUCUCGCGGCGGCAGCAGCGGCACCUGCACCAACAGCUGCUCCUGCUGCAGCAGCUGCACCAGCAGCACGCGUUGCAGCUGCAGCAGCUGCAGGAGCAACAGCAGCAGCAGCAGCAGCAGCAGCAGCAGCAGCAGCAGCAAGAGCAGCAGCAGCAGCAGCAAAUUGCAAUCAAAACAGAACCAUUAAGCCCCGCGGAGGAGCGGCCAGAGAGCAGCAGCUCGGAGCAGCAGCAGCAGCAGCAGCAGCAGCAGCAGCAGCAGCAGCAGCAGCAGCAGCAGCAGCAGCAACAGCAGAUUGAGCAGCAGGAGCAAUACCUUCUGCGUUUGAAACAGAUGUGGUCGCAUGUGGUGCAGCAGCUGCAGCAGCAGCAGCUGCUGGAGCAGCAGCAGCAGCAGCAGCAGCAGCAAGGGAUUGCUGAGCAGCAAAGACAGCAGCAGGUGCAGCAGCUGCUGCAGCAGUACGUACAGUAUACUCAUCAGCUGCAGCAGCAGCAGAUGCAGCUGCAGCAGCUGCAGCAGGUGCAGCGGCUGCUGCAGCAGCACGAGCAGCACCAGCAGCAGCAGCAGCAGCAGCAGCAGCAACAUGGAAGCCAGCGGUAUCUGCAGCAGCAGCUGCUGCUGCAGCAGCUGCGCUAUUACUAUCAUAGGCAGCAGCACCACCACCACCACCAUAGACGCAGGCAGCAGCAGCAGCAGCAGCAGCAGCAGCAGCAGCAGCGCUACCGCCACCACCACCACCACCACCAUCACCAUCACCAGCAACAGCAGCAGCAGCAGCAGCAGCAGCAGCAGCAAUACCAGUAUUACUACCACCUGUAUCAGCAGCAGCUACAGCAGCAGCUACAGCAGCAGCAGCAGCACCACCACCACCAUCACCACCACCAGCAGCAGCAAGAGCUGCAGCACCCCUACCACGAGCCGCAGCAGCAGCAGCAGCAGCAGGAGGAGGAGGAGGAGGAGGAAGAGCAGCAGCAGCAGCAGCAGCAGCAGCAGCAGCAAGCAGCAGCAGCUGCUGAUACCCCUUCACCUGUAUCCCCCUACAUGCAUGCACUGCAUGCGCCAGGGGCGUUUCCUGCUGCAGCAUUUGAUGCUGCAGCAGCAGCAGCAGCAAGCAGCAGCAGCGGCAGCAGCAAGAGGAAGAGAGGCGGCAGCAGCGGCAGCAGCAGGAGAAAGAGCAGCAGCAGCAGCAGCAGCAAAAAAACCAAAAAGAGACAAAGACUGGGGGAGGAAGGAGACGAUUGGCUUGACGAUGAAGACAUAGAUACAGAAGCAGCAGCAGCAGCAGCAGCAGCAGCAGCAGCAGAGCAGCAGCAGCAACGACCCUCAUCAUUUGCUGCUGCAGAAGAAGAAGAAGAAGCAGCAGCAGCAGCAGCAGCAGCAGCAGCAGCAGAAAGAGCAAGUGUUAUUGUACCCAGACACCCCUAUGUUCUUGCUGCUGUUCGUGGGUUUGCUGCUUCUAGGCAGCAGCGAAGAGCAGCAGCAGCAGCAGCAGCAGCAGCAGAGGAAGCAGCAGUAGCAGCAGCAGCAGCAGAAGCAGCAGAACGAUUGAGAAGAGCAGCAGCAGAAGAAGAAGAAGAAUAUGAAGAUGAGGAGGAAUACGACGAAGACAUAGAAGCAGCAGCAGCAGCAGCAGCAGCAGCAGCAGCAGCAGAAGCAGAAGCAGAAGCAGCAGCAGCAGCAGCAGCAUCAUCUCUCCCAUCUACCUCAUCCUCUUCCUUAUCCUUAUCCUUAUCCUCCGCAGCAGCAGCAGCAGCAGCAGCAGCAGCAGCAGCAGCAGCAGCAGAUGAGGACCCAGGCCCUCUUCCUUUUCCUCCUUUUUCAGGUCAGCAGCAGCAGCAGCAGCAGCAGCAGCAGCAGCAGCAGCAGCAGCAGCAGCAGCAGCGGGGGGGGGAAAGAAGAUUUUUGGUGGUGGAAAAAGCUUAUUAA